CGCGUGUUGCUUGAAGAAAACAUAGUAAAGGUGAAUAAUUUCCGUUUCGCCGCAGGAAGCUGCGUUCGUCGUUCAGAGCGAGUUCUCUUUUUUACGGGAUAUGGAGGUUCUCUCCCCGCAAAACCAGUCUAUAGAUGAUUAUUCCUCCUUGGAUGAGUCUUGGGAUUCCCGUCUGCCAACUCCUCUUGCAUUAGACUUUUCUUCACUGAGGGAGGAAGAAGAUUCCAUCCCAAACACACAAAGGGGCCUGUCAGAUGUGGAAGGACAAGACUUAUAUGUUGAUAGUCUUGGUUAUGAAGCCUCACCGUCUGGUUUGAAUGGGUAUAUGGCAAUUAAUGGUACUAGAGAAAAUGAUACUGAUUACCUUCGGAUGGCAAAGAAAGGUGGUGGACAUGCAGAUCUGUUAAAAGUAGAACCCCACACACCCACUCCUGAACCAGUCAGAUAUGACAAGAAGGAUGGACAGUGGUACACCCAUGAUGGAGUGGAUGUCAAGGACACUCAACAAAAGAAAGAAAUGAUUACAUUGUCCAGGGAUCAACUAUCUUCAUCUUCUAAAAGCUCAGUAGACAUAGAGACGGAUACAGAAUAUCUUCAACUUGCAAAGAAAGGUGGAGGGCGUAAAGAUUUAUUAACAGUAGUUCCCCACACACCCACUCCUGAACCAGUCAAAUACACCAAGAAGGAUGGACAGUGGUAUACACAGGAUGGAGUGGAUGUGAAAGAGACCCAACAGAGGAAAGACUUGUCUUUGGCCUUGAAUGGUUUACUCCAUAACGGUGAUGAUGCACAACUAGCUGCUGGGGGAAAGCACACAGAUUAUCUUGACCUGGCCAAGAAAGGUGGAGGACAUAAAGAUUUAUUGAGCAUUCAAGCUCAUACUCCUUCACCUGAACCAAAACAGUAUGAAAAAAAACAAUGGGACUGGUACAAUCAAGAUGACAUGGUAAUCAGAGAUGGACCACAAGACUCUGGAUCUGGUCAGAAUCGUCGUCGAACAUUUAGCGAUUCUGCAAGUGAGUGUAAAGCUGAGACAGAAUACCUGCAGACUGCAAGGAAAGGGGGAGGGCAUAAAGAUCUGUUGUCAAUGGAACCUCACCUAACUUCCCCUGAACGGGUCAAUUAUGAAAAGACAGAUGGACAGUGGUACACUCAUGAUGGUGUGGAUAUUAAAGAAACACAAGGGAGGAAAGAAAUGAUUACCCUGCCUAAGAGCCCAUAUCCAUCAAGUACAGCAAGUUCAAUAGAUAUAGAGAUAGAUACAGAUUACCUGAAGACUGCUAAGAAAGGUGGAGGGCAUAAAGACUUGUUGACAGUAGAACCUCACAAACCCACUCCUGAACCAGUCAGUUAUGACAAGACAGACGGACAGUGGUACACUCAUAAUGGAGUGGAUGUGAAAGAGACUCAACAGAGGAGAGACUUGUCAUCUAGUCUUAAUAACAGUCAAGAGUGUGAUGUCCUAGCUGCUGGUGAAAACUGUGGAGAAUACUUACAACUUGCAAAGAAAGGAGGAGGACAUAAAGAUUUGUUGACAAUUGAUCCUCAUGCACCAACACCUGAACCUUCCAGUUAUGAAAAAACAGAUGGACAGUGGUACAGUCACGAUGGAGUUGAUGUGAAAGAUACACAGCAAAGAAAAGAAAUGAUAACAGUUUGUAGCAGUCCUCGUCCAGUAAACUUGGAUAGUUCAUUGGAAGUUGACUCACAAACAGAUUAUUUAAAGAUCGCAAAGAAAGGCGGAGGACAUAAAGAUCUGCUGACAGUUGAACCUCACACACCCACCCCUGAACCAGUCAGAUAUGACAAGAAGGAUGGACAGUGGUACUCACAUGAUGGAGUGGAUGUCACAGAAACACAGAAAAGAAAAGAAUUAGCUGUAUCUAUUGAAGCUCAACAAGGCACAAAAACACUACUAGCAGCAGGAGGAAACAACACAGAGUACCUUGACUUGGCAAAGAAGGGAGGAGGACACAACGAUUUAUUGACAAUAAGCCCACAUGCACCUACACCUGAACCUGUAAGAUUUGACAAGAAGGAUGGACAGUGGUACACACAUGAUGGAGUGGAUAUCAAAGAGACACAGCAACGAAUAGACUCAAUUGUGUCACUUGAUGAUCAGAAGAACAGUGAGUGUGUCAUGGCUGCAGGAUGCAAUAACAGAGAAUAUCUUGAGUUGGCAAAAAAGGGUGGAGGACAUCAAGAUCUGUUGUUAGUUCAACCCCACACACCCACCCCUGAACCUGUCAGAUAUGAAAAGAAAGAUGGAGAGUGGUACACACAUGAUGGAGUGGACAUAAAAGAGUCACAACAGAGAAAAGAUUUGUCUGUGACCCUGGAAAGUAUUCCAGAAGAUUUAUCAGCUGCAGGAGAGCACAAUGGUGAUUAUCUUAAAACUGCCAGACAAGGGGGACGUAAAGACUUGUUAACAGUAGAACCCCACAUGCCCACCCCUGAACCAGUCCGAUAUGACAAAAAGGAUGGACAGUGGUACACACAUAAUGGAGUGGAUGUUAAGGACACUCAACAGAGAAAAGAAAUGGUAACAGUUGCAAGCAGUCCUCGUCCAGCAAACCUUGAUAGUUCAUUGGAAGUCGACACGGAAACAGAUUACUUAAAGAUUGCAAAGAAAGGCGGAGGACAUAAAGAUCUGUUAACAGUAGAACCUCACACGCCCACUCCUGAACCAGUCAGAUAUGAUAAAACAGAUGGACAGUGGUACAAUCACGAUGGAGUUGACAUUAAGGACACGCAGCAAAGAAAGGAAAUGGUCACAGUGUCUUCAAGUCCACGCCCAUCGAGUGCGCCAAGUUCUGAAAAAAUUCCGAUAGAAACUGAUUAUCUCAAGAUUGCUAAGAAAGGUGGAGGGCAUAAAGAUCUUUUAACACUAGAACCCCACACACCCACACCUGAACCAGUCAGAUAUGACAAGAAGGAUGGACAGUGGUACACUCAUGAUGGAGUGGAUGUCAAAGAAACACAGAAAAGAAAAGAAAUGGUAACGGUUUCUAAAAGUCCGCAUCGAUCAGACUUGGCCGGCUCAAUGAACGCCCAGAAAGAAACGGAUUACUUGAAGAUGGCCAAAAAGGGUGGAGGACAUAAAGAUCUUCUAACUGUUGAGCCACACACUCCAUCCCCAGAACCACAGAGAUACCAAAAGAAUGGAGGAGACUGGUACAGUCAAAAUAAUAAGGACACAACAAUAGGAGCAACAGUUUCCCCAUCCAGUCCAUCUAAAGGCAACAAUAGCAGUGCAACGGACUAUUUAAUGUUGGCCAGGAAGAGUGGCGGACAUUCUGAAGCAACUCGAAGUCCUCGUAAAAACACAGAAAAUUCAAAAGUAUACAACACUAACACAGAAUACCUUAAAAUGGCUAGAAAAGGUGGAGGCCAUAAAGAUCUGUUGACCAUGGAGGCCCACACACCAUCUCCUAAGCCACAGAGAUACCAAAAGAAAGGGGGGGACUGGUACAAUCAAGAUUAUGUUGAUGGAAGUAAAACGCGAGGGAAAAAAGGAACUCGGAAUCAAAAUGGUGAUCCCCCGAAAGAAAUCAGCACUGAAACUGAGUAUCUUAAGAGAGCACGGAAAGGAGGGGGCCACAAAGAAUCUCCCGCUAAUAGUCCAAGAAAAUCAAACGUGGACAGUUCACCGGCUUCCAGUGAAUACUUGAAAAUGGCGAAGAAAGGAGGAGGACAUAAAGACUUACUUAUGAUGACACCUCACCAAGCCAGCCCGAAGCCAAAUCAAGUAAAGAAGCAAAAUACAGAUACAAUCCCGGUAAACAGCCCCAGGACUGUAAGUAGCUCGAGUAGGGACUCCACGGAAUACCUCAGACUUGCCAGAAAAGGUGGAGGCCAUCCAGAUCUUCUCAACAACUCCCCACGACAGUCUGACUCUUCAGUUGUAAACCGUUCUGAUGCAAUGGAUAGUUCACGAAAAAUUGAACCCAAUACGUCUUUAAGGCGAAGUGCAAGUAUGCGGCACAGAGGUCCAGUAUCUGACUAUCUUGGUAUAGCUCGUAAAGGUGGUCACCACAAAGAUCUGUUAACAAUGCCCGAGACGAGUAACUUCAGAAGAGAUCAAGAAUCACGCAGAAGUUUACGGAGCUUCAGAAGCCCUAUUACCUCUCAAGUUGAUGGGCCGCCAAGACCCAGGACAGCUGAGCCUCGUCAGCCAGUGUGGAUGGGGGGCUCUGGACCUGAGAGAGUCAGCACUCCAGUGAAAAGGACUCUGAUUGCGCCAUUUGCUUCCCAUGAGGGCUCUCCAGGGGCGGCACGGAACCCAGAUAAAAUUUAACACGGCAAACUACAUCUCAUCAUCAUCAACAGAUUUAACCGGCGAUCCGAGAAACGACUUAUUUCAAUAAUUUUCAUGAAGUAAUUUUGUCAAACGCUUGGUGAAUAAUUUAUAUAGUAGUUAUUUAGACGUAGAAAGGAAAGUUUAAUGAAACCAUAGAGUUAACAGAUAAUGUCAAAUGCAACAUUGCUGUCUUAGAUUCUAAAUCGUUGUAGUUUAAAUUAGAUUGUUUUAGCAAAUAAGUAACAAUUUCAAUUUUUGAAUUAAUGUUUAUGCAAUUAGAUAAGGAACACCAGUGAACGCAAAUUUUGCAAUGCAUUAGAAUUAUAUCUGAAUAAGUAUUGAAUGAAGUAGUUAGGAAUAGUUCAGGUUAGUCUACGGGAAUUUUUUUGAGUCAUUUUACGUUAAUAGAAAAGGUAAAAGGGAUUUAAUUUUCAGCUACAUCAGUUUUUUCUCCUUUUCAUUGUGAUCACUUUGUUCGUUAAAGUUAAUAAAGGGAAAGCCAUUUAUUGAUAAUUUUUUGUGAAGUACGCUGGAAAUAACACCAAUCUCAAAGGUCGCGAAACUAUUAGUUAUAGUUGAAGCACAAUUUUUAUUUCUUUGUAAAUGUGGGAAAACACUCAAUAGAUUAAUUUUUCUGUAUCAAGCCAUUUCUUUGGGCUGACGCAACAAGUUACCGUGUGCGCUGCCAAAAGAGUAGCUUGUUUGUAACUGAUAUGCUCAAGUCACAGAAUACUAUUACUUAUAAAUAUAUGUGAUAUUUAAUAUAAUUUAUGAUACUUCAAGUCUCCGUUGAGAGUUGUCUUUCCUUUUUCAAACAAUCGGCAUUAUAAGUUUAAGCAUGAAAAUUGCACUUUGAGUAAAUGUAGAGGCUGUCAAUUACUUCAUUUUACUUCACUUUGCUUCACGAUUCAACGAAAUUACCAGUUGUGACAUGGCUAUAAACGUUGUAAGCCAAGGGGAUGAUAGAUUUUAUCUCUCUCCAUGGGACCAGUAGACGUAGCGGGGGAAGGAGUUCAAGAUCUCAAUGGGGUGUUUGGGGGGGGGGGGGCUUUGAAUGAAUUAAUGCACUGUAAGGUAAUAAGUACGAGUCUUUCUUGAAAACCCUUUACAGCGUCAGUGGCAGUUUCAAGGUGUAUGGGAAUCUUACAUAGAGUUAGCAUGUAGAAGUUUUUGGUAUUUAUGGAGUACCAUUUUAUCCUUGAAUUGAUCCUUUGCUCCAAGUGAAGGGUGUUUCAGUGCGAGACCUUAUCUUUAUAGAACUGUCGGCGAUAUGUAUAGAUUUUGUAGGAUAGAAGCCGCUGGCCUUGUUGCAGAGUUUAGGAUCGAAGUGAAAAUAACUUAUGAUUUCAUUUCUGAACGUUUUCAAGCGUUUUUCAUUAACACCAUAUGUGCAUGCCUUAUUUCUAUUUUACGUCACUUGUAUUUAUUAUGUUCAGCUUUUAAGAUGACCCCCGGGACUGAAGAGGCCAAGAUCAUUUUGAAUUAAUCCUUUAGCCUCUUAGUUGCUGUCUUAAUCGUGAUACGGUUAAAAAUGUCCCAAAAAAGAUAAUGAUAGAUAUACAAAAUUUCAGAAUUUUGAAGUCCAGUUGUGACCACUUUGGCCAUUUGUUGUUCAGUGAUCAUUCUAGAAGAUAAAGCUACGACUUAGAUGUUAAAAAUGAGUAAAUCUGUGGAGUAGAAAGCACAAGCACUUGCGUUAGGUAAUGACGCUUCGGUGCAAAUCAUUACAGAAUAAAAUUGCAGUUCAUUAGAUCAGAA
Messenger RNA from Pocillopora verrucosa, 6058 nucleotides. RefSeq lists its product as uncharacterized. The record is from RefSeq and is a predicted model, not a curated record. NCBI's taxonomy places the organism in Eukaryota, Metazoa, Cnidaria, Anthozoa, Scleractinia, Pocilloporidae.